Molecule: messenger RNA, 2037 nt
Organism: Ixodes scapularis (black-legged tick)
Lineage: Eukaryota; Metazoa; Arthropoda; Arachnida; Ixodida; Ixodidae
Product: phosphatidylinositol 3,4,5-trisphosphate 3-phosphatase TPTE2
Exons: 16
Coding region: 253-1800 (515 amino acids)
Biological process (GO): dephosphorylation; monoatomic ion transport; transmembrane transport
Cellular component (GO): membrane; cytosol
Molecular function (GO): monoatomic ion channel activity; phosphatidylinositol-3,4,5-trisphosphate 3-phosphatase activity
Source: RefSeq, a predicted model, not a curated record
AAACUUUUUCUUUGCUGUUUCCACGUUUCCUAGCCUCUUGGUAUGUUUUUUUUGUUCAACUUAUAAAGUUACCUGAAGCUGUCAAAACUCUGCCAGCUUCUGACACCCGGCAUAGGAAUUUGUUCGGAGCAAGUGACGACUCACCGCGUUGACGAGUUAAAACUUUUGAGUGUGUUUAUUUGCGCAACGCUUCAUCGCGUUCCCAAACCCUUGCCCAACGCGUUCACCGGAUAUUCGAGGAAACUUGCUUGGAUGGUAAAGUACACACAAUUUGCGAACGAGAGCACAGAGCAGCUCGCUGCUGCUGCGGUGAAUAGCAUGACUGCGGGCGAGGACGUGCCAGAAGCAGUCACUGUCGAAAAAGCUCACCAGCUCAACACGAGUGCGUUCGACACAUCAACAGAGAAGCCCACCCGAAACAUUGCUCUCAGGAGGUUUGUACAACAUCUUGGAUUCAGGCUCUUCAGUUUUCUACUCAUCAUCAUCGACAUCAUUGUGCUGAUAGCAGACGUGUCGCAGCCCGGCAAGCCCAGUGAAGUCGAGCGUGCCUAUGACAUAGUUGCCCUAUGUUUUGUCUGCUUCUUUGUAUUCGAGAUUCUACUUCGAAUGUACUCCCAAGGUGGCAGCGAGUUCUUAAGGCACUGGUACAAUGCUGUUGACUUCGUGGUUGUUCUACUAUCUUUCAUUGCAACAGUAGCUUACGCUUCCGUUGAGAUCUCCGGCUACUACAAGCUGGUCGUGAUUGGUCGGGUGGUGCGAGUGGUGAGCCUAGUCCGGAUAUGCACGGAAAAGAAAAACCUAACGCGUGGUGCUCGGCUGAUGGUGUCCGAGAACAAGCGUCGCUACCAGAAAGAUGGUUUUGACCUGGACCUCGUCUAUGUCACAGAUCGAAUCAUUGCAAUGUCCUACCCGUCGUCCGGAAGAAUGUCCUGGUACCGAAAUCCCAUCCAAGAAGUGGAACGGUUUUUUGAGACCAAGCACUCUGGUCACUACCGAAUCUACAACAUGUGCAGUGAACGCACAUAUGACAACAGUCAUUUCAAGGGGUGCAUCGAGCGCUAUCUCAUUGACGACCACAACGUGCCGCUACUCAAGGAUGCCGUUCAGUUUGUGGCAAAGGCGCAGGAAUUCCUCAACGAGGACCCCGAGAAUGUGGUGGCUAUUCACUGCAAGGGGGGCAAGGGACGUACCGGAACCAUGAUAUGCAUGCUGCUAGUGCACAAUGGGCUGUUUGAGUCGGCCGAGGCAAGUUUGGAGUACUUUGGCAACGUGCGGACGGACAAGACUGUCGGGACCAAGUUCCAAGGUGUCGAGACUCCGAGCCAGAAUCGUUACGUGGAGUAUUUCGAGGAGGUGAAGGAGAAACACAAUGGACAAGUCCCCGAGGAGGUCCCCCAGAAGGUGUCUGAGAUCCGAAUCUACAAGCUGUCCGGUCUCGGACGCGGAACGGGAACGGACUUUUCGUGCGAGGUGUUCGAAGGCAGGACGAAGGUGUUCGAAAUGGACUUUGGACGCCAGAUGAACUGUCAGGCCAACUACCGUUCGGAGGCGGACGUUCUUGAAGUGAUUCCCAUCAACUUCCCCGUCGUCAGGGGAGACGUCAAGUUCAGGUUCUGGUGCCAAAGCUCAUCCGUUCCGCGCGGCUACGAGGACUGUCCGUUCUUCUUCUGGUUCCAUACCAGCUUCAUCAGGGACAAGAGCUUAUUUCUGAAGAGGGACGUCCUAGACAACCCGCACAAGCAGAAGACCUGGACCACCUACCAUGCAGACUUUGCCGUGGAGCUGCUCUUUACGCCGUGAGCGGCCGCGUCGAGACGCCCAAACAUCCGUUAACCGUCUUCGUGCGGCGGGAGCCAGUACCACUCUCCACUCGUCCGGGUCACAUCGAAGCGGCAGAGACGCCGACUAUUCCGGGGGCAGAUUUAUACGUUUAAUUUAUUAUUAGCUGUAUGAACACUGAGGCAAACUGUACAUAAUGUUAUAUAUACAUAUUUUUGUUUAAAAAAAAAUGGCAGCAAUAAAAAACAUUUUUGGGAA